Tribolium madens (black flour beetle) is the source of this 781-nucleotide messenger RNA. It is a transcript of the gene SsRbeta, whose product is annotated as translocon-associated protein subunit beta. The record is from RefSeq and is a predicted model, not a curated record. The transcript has 2 exons. Lineage: Eukaryota; Metazoa; Arthropoda; Insecta; Coleoptera; Tenebrionidae. Gene Ontology annotation, cellular component: endoplasmic reticulum; membrane. Bases 146 to 715 code for a protein of 189 amino acids.
UGCCACUUGACACUUCAUCGACGUGGCUACGCGUGGCGCUCUGCGUGGCCCAAAAUACCACUUCUAUUAGAGUGAUAGAGUGACAACUCGUGGUCGUUGUAGAAGUCAACAUCUUGAAUUAAAAGUGUCACUUUCAGUGAGAAAAAUGUUCAAAUCGGUUGUGAUUUUCGCGUUGCUCUUCAUCUCGGGCUUCUGCAACACUGAGGAGGAAACGGGGCCCCGACUGCUAGUCUCCAAGCAAAUUCUCAACCGCUACUUAGUCGAAAAUAAAGACAUUGAAGUGAAAUACACUCUGUAUAAUGUUGGAACAUCGGCGGCUGUUGGGGUCCAACUAGUCGACAAUGGUUUCCACCCCGAGGCUUUCGAAGUCGUCGGGGGGCACCUCUCCGCCAAAUUCGAGCGCAUCCUCCCCCAAACCAACGUCUCGCAUGUUGUGGUAGUCAGGCCGAAACGUUACGGGUAUUUCAAUUUCACGAGUGCUGAAGUUACGUACAAAAACACUGAUUCAACUGUACAAGUUUCAUUAAGUAGUGAACCGGGCGAGGGUGGCAUUAUUGCCUUCCGCGAUUAUGAUAAAAAAUUCUCCUCACACACUUGGGAUUGGCUCGCUUUCACCCUCAUGACCACCCCUUCGUUGGCCAUUCCCUUGGCUUUGUGGUACGGCAGCAAGAGCAAAUACGAAAAACUCGUCAAACCCACAAAAAAAUCACAUUAAAUACUUGUUUUCUAACAUUUUUAUUUAUUGUUGUAUUUUUGUAAUAAAGUUUCCAGUAUGUCGCGA